Messenger RNA from Mus musculus (house mouse), 3486 nucleotides. It is a transcript of the gene Noc2l, whose product is annotated as NOC2 like nucleolar associated transcriptional repressor. Bases 849 to 3182 code for a protein of 777 amino acids. The transcript is spliced from 20 exons. Lineage: Eukaryota; Metazoa; Chordata; Mammalia; Rodentia; Muridae. The record is from RefSeq and is a predicted model, not a curated record. Gene Ontology annotation, cellular component: nucleolus; nucleoplasm.
CGCCGGCGGUUGGGGCGGCGGUGGCGCCUCAGGCCCGGGCCCCGGGCUGCUGUGCUCGGGACUUUGCGUCCUGCCCGCCGGCCGCUCGCCACGGGGCUGCAUAACUCCAGCCGCCAAAGCCGCGACCCUGAUGGACGGAUUGGGACGCGGGUGCCCGCCCGGCCGCUCGCUCCACUCGGGCGCUCGCCCGUCGCCGCAGACCCUGUUUCUCGGCGCCGCCCGCCCUGCCGCACGCAAGGUUGCAGGAGCCGCUGCCACCCGCGUGCGUCCCCGCUCUCCUCCCAGGAGCGCCUUCCUUCGUGUGGCGCCUAGUGCCUACGGAAACCAGAAGAGAGCAUCAGACCUCCUGGGACAACAUUGGUGAUCCACUUCGUAGACCCUGGGAAUUGGACCCCAGUCCUCUGGAAGAGCAGCUUAGUGCUUUUAAGUCCCGGCCAUCUCUAUGCAGCCCUUGCUUGCUCGGUCGGUCGGUCUGCUGCCUGCCUACAAUUUAUCAUCUAUCAAUCCAUCCAUCUAUCCCUUUAUCUGCUUUUUUCCUGGAAUUUGCUCUGUAUGGACUGAUCUCAGAGACAGCACAGAGCGAGCUCGCUUGUCUCUGAGCGCGGAGAUAAAAGGCGUGCGGUCGGGACAGCCCUUUACUUUUUAAAAAAAAAAAAGAUAUUUUUCCCCCUCCACCCUCCGGGCGUGGUAGGCAGGCUGUUCAGAUUUCCAGCCUUGUUUCCCGGGUGCGAGCGGUCGUUCCAGGCGGGGCUUUGAGCUGUGAGAGCCUGAGCCGAGCUCGCCGCCCUCCCGCCCGGGGACCGCGGCCGCGGCGGCUCGAGAACCCGAAAGCCAGCAGCAGGGGUGGCAUGGGCGGGGCUCGCGGGAGGAAGUCGGAGGGCGCAAGGCAUUCUGGGCCCGGAAGUGCGGCGCACGCGGCUGGGCGCGCCAUGGCUGCGUCUCGCGCUCCCCGCAGGCGCCUGGAGGACCUCAGUGUGGACGAGUUCCUGGCUUCCGGCUUCGAGUCCGGAUCCGAGUCGGAGCUGGAGGGCGCCGCGGAGGCGGCGGCGGAGGAGCGCAGGGCGCGAGGAGCCGCGUGGAACCGGGAGCGGCGGGGCGCGCGCACCUCCCCGGGCCCCGCAGGACGCCCGCGUAAGGGCCGCGCCUCUGAGCACAAAGACCAGCUCUCUCGGCUGAAGGACAGAGACCCCGAGUUCUACAAGUUCCUGCAGGAGAAUGACCGGAGCCUACUGGACUUCAGUGACUCGGACAGCUCUGCGGAAGAAGAAGAGCCAUUCCACUCCCUGCCAGACACGCUGGAGGAAGCGAGCGAAACAGAGGAAGACGGAGGAGAGGACAGUGACGCGUUGCCCAGAGGGCUGAGGAGCAAGAAGAAUGAGCCUGUACCCGUGACCCUCGCCAUGGUGGAAAGGUGGAGGCAGGGCUCCAGGCACCACCUUAGUCCCAGGCUGUUCCAUGAAGUUGUACAGGCGUUCCGAGCAGCUGUAGCCACCACCCAAGGAGAGCAGGAAGCUGCUGAGACUUGCAGGUUCCAGGUUGCAGAUAGUGCUGUGUUCAAUGCUCUGGUUACUUUCUGCAUUCGAGACCUCUGUGGUUGCCUUCAGAAGCUGCUGUUUGGAAAGACACCAAAGGAUAGCAAUAGGCUGCUGCCAUCCAGUAGCCCACUGUGGGGGAAGCUCCGUGUGGAUGUCAAGACAUACCUAAGUGCGGUGGUGCAGCUGGUAGCCUGUCUAGCGGAAGCCACGGUGUCUGCAGCUGUCCUGCAGCAUAUCAGCAGCUUGGUUCCUUACUACCUGACAUUCCCUAAGCAGUGCCGAAUGUUGCUCAAGAGGAUGGUGGUUCUGUGGAGCACGGGUGAAGAAUCUCUGCGGGUCCUGGCCUUCCUGGUACUCAUCAGAGUCUGCCGGCACAAGAAGGAAGCCUUCCUUGGUCCCAUUCUGAAGCAAAUGUACAUCAUGUAUGUGAGAAACUGCAAGUUCACCUCCCCCAGUACCCUCCCCCUCAUAAGCUUCAUGCAACGGACACUGACUGAAAUGCUUGCCUUGGACCCCAGCGUCUCCUAUCAGCACGCCUUCCUCUACAUCCGACAGCUUGCCGUCCACCUGCGGAAUGCUAUGACCGCAGGCAAGAAGGAGACACACCAGUCUGUGUACAACUGGCAGUAUGUGCACUGCCUCUACCUGUGGUGUCGAGUCCUGAGUACCCUUGGUUCCAGUGAGAUCCUGCAGCCGCUACUCUACCCUCUCUCACAGAUCAUCAUUGGCUGUAUCAAGUUGUUGCCCACUGCUCGAUUUUAUCCAUUGCGCAUGCAUUGUGUACGUGCCCUGACACUGCUGUCCCAGACCAUCGGCACCUUCAUACCUGUCCUGCCCUUCAUUCUCGAGAUUUUCCAGCAGGUGGACUUCAAUAGGCGGCCAGGUCGCAUGAGUUCCAAGCCCAUCAACUUCUCUGUGAUCUUGAAGCUGUCCAGCACCAACCUGCAGGAGAAGGCGUACCGGGACGGGCUGCUGGAACAGCUGUGUGACCUUACUCUGGAAUACCUGCACAGCCAGGCCCACAGCAUCGCUUUCCCAGAGUUGGUGUUGCCUACUGUUCUACAGCUGAAAUCUUUUCUCCGGGAGUGCAAAGUGGCUAACUACUGCCGGCAGGUGCGCCAGCUGCUGGAGAAAGUGCAAGAGAAUGCACAACAUAUCCAAAGUCUUCGACAGAGCGCGACCUUCAGCGUGUCUGACCAGAUGGCAGUGGAUGCGUGGGAGAAGCAGGUUCGUGAAGAGGGGACCCCACUCACCAGAUACUACGGCCACUGGAAGAAGCUGAGGGACCGUGAGAUCCAGCUGGAAAUCAGUGGCAAAGAGCGGCUAGAAGACCUGAACUUCCCAGAGAUCAAAAGGCGGAAGGUGGAAGACAGGAAGGAUGAAGACAGGAAAGAAUUAAAGGACCUGUUUGAGUUGGACAGUUCUGAGGGCGAGGACAGCACCGACUUCUUUGAGAGAGGAGUACCUAGGCUCCCAGAAGCUCACCAAGGACUGAAAGAAGAUCAGGAAGAAGAAGAUAAAGAAGAAGGUGACAGCGAUUCAGAGGAUGGAGACACAGACACGGGAGUGGAUCUGAGCGAACUGUGGCAGCUGGCUCAGGGACCACAAGAUGAGCUGGAGGAUCUUCAGCUCUCAGAAGAGGACUGAGGCCUCCUGCUGCCUCCUGGAGGCCUCGACAGCAACUGUGCGGCGAGAGGACAGCAGAGCGUAAACAGGCUUUUAUUGUUACAGCACAGCAGAACAAGUGUACUAGGAGCCAUUUUGACCCUGAAAGGGAGGGAACUGUUUCUGCAGAGCCUUCUGCUGCCGGAAGCCGAAGGCUGACCCUGACGUUGUCCCAGUUCAGAGUGGGGAGGGCGGCUCCAUGGCCUCUCCUCUCCACUUUGUCUUUGGUUUGUCUGCAGAGCACUGCAGUUACCUCUAGAAGAUAAACCCAUUACUUUUGUUUGUU